Messenger RNA from Theileria parva strain Muguga, 5529 nucleotides. RefSeq lists its product as uncharacterized. Bases 1 to 5529 code for a protein of 1842 amino acids. The transcript has a single exon. The record is from RefSeq and is a predicted model, not a curated record. NCBI's taxonomy places the organism in Eukaryota, Apicomplexa, Aconoidasida, Piroplasmida, Theileriidae.
AUGCUUGAACUCGGUCUCAUUUCAAACAAAUUCUAUGUACUAAAGACUGAGUCUGAAUUCAAGGAGAUUGAACUGAAAGGAACAACAACGACUAGUGUGACUCCAGUCAGUGCAUCUACUGUAGCUACUACUACACCUCAAGUAAGUGAACCCGUUGUUACUCCUGAGAAGGCAGCUCCUGUAGCAACUACGGCUCCGGCACCAGCUAAAGAUCCAGAUACUAAAGUUUCAACUGCUACUACAGCUACAGUAAGUGAACCUGCGGUUACUCAAGCAACUGCAACUCCUCAGGCUCAAGCUGCGCCUACUCCUCAGGCUCCAGUUACAUCAACUGGAACACCUGUAUCAACUCCUAAGUCAGCUCCUUCUGGCACAUCAGUCACCCUUGAUGUCGAUAAGAAGGCUGGUGCAGCCGAUUUCGACUACUCCAAGAGUGAUAACUGUCAUACAUACACAGUUAAGCCUGGAAAAGUGUUCAGUAAGGUUGUGAAGGGAACUACUGGCAUCUGGGAGCAGAAAAAUAACAUUUGUGCCGUGAGAGUCAUAUUUGUUGUUGAUAAGGAUGGUACAUUUGUGUCAAUGAUACUCGAUAAUUAUGCCUUUGUACUACUAAAAUUGUCAACUGAUGGAAAGUGGACUGACAUAACCUCUACCAAGCAUGAUAUUACAAAACUCAAGUUCUUAGGGGAGAAUGAUAGAGAAAUUACCAAGGCUAAUUACAAAGUUACCCUCGUUGAGUAUUCUUACAGAUUUAAGUUCAAUGAGGGAGUCAAAUGUAAGAGGAUUAAACUUGGAGAUGAUGAUGUAUGGAAGCACAGUGAUGAUCCUAAGUUUGACUCUAUCACGUUGUUUGAUCUAGGGCUCAUUUCCAACACUUUCUUUGUGAAGAAUAAAACUGAGUUUAAGAAACUACCUUAUAAAGGAAAAGUCACAGCUCCGGGUACUGAGGUAACAGCAGCUCCAGCUCCCGCACAACCUAAGGCUCCAGAGACUACAGCUACUGUACCAGCUAAAGCUACUCCUGUAGCAGCCCCUUCUGGCCGACCCGUAACACUUAAUAUCAGUGGGGAGGCCAGUACUGAAGACUACGAUUUUACCACCGAUCAUCACAGGAAUAUUAAGAUCUAUACUGCCAAGGGUAGUUCAAUGUUUAACAAGAUCUUCAAGGAUGAAAUAGUUAUCUGGACGACCAAUGAUCCUAAUAAGUAUUCUACCAAGGUUUUCACUGAUGGUAUUGGCACCUUUGCCAGUACCAAAUAUGUGACCAUAUAUCUGUAUAACGGUCAGAUCGAACAUUAUUGUAAGUCAGACGGUGGAUGGCAGAAGGCUUCUAAUAAAAUAUCCCUUGACCUAGGUAAGACCUCUAGUACCAUUGGGUUUGACUUUCACCAUGAUGGUGAAAGGAGGACUUUCACGGCAAAACCUGGAUACCUAUUCAAAAAUGUCUUCCUCGGUGGAUGUAUUUCUGGUAAUACUUUUUGGGAUGCAAAAACUGACAUUGAGUGUUCUAGCAAGGUGGUGGUCUACGGUGUUGAGUCAAGUAUUAAAAACGUUAACGUAUUCUUGAACAAUGAUAGAGUUGUUCACGCCCAUAGGGUUGGAAGUAAUUGGGUCUCAUCAACUGGCUUUACUCUUGAUAUCGGUAAAAAUUCGAAUAAUGACCUGUUUGACUAUAGGUCGACUAGGGGAUUCGGUCACUUUAAUCCUAAGGCCAAUUUGUCAAUCACUAACAUUGUAAAGAAAGGGCUUAAGAUAUGGUCUGCGAAAGAUAGGGACUAUGGUCUCAAAGUAGUACUCAUGGGCUCCGGCAAGGAUGUGAAACAUCUUUCAAUUCUGUUGGAGAGCGGAAAGUUUGUGCUCCUUAGCAAGAUUGGCCAGGGUCAACCAUGGAAAGACGUUACUAAUGAUAAACACAAUUUCUCCGGGGUAAAGAUGUUUUCCCUGGAAGAGAGUACCUCAAAGUACCAUGAACUGACUAGGGAGGAUUAUGAGCCAAUUGUGUUUGAAUGUAGAUAUGGUUACGAAUUUAGGAAUGAUGUCAGAUGUGUGAUGAUCAUGCAAAAAGAUAUGGUACUGUGGAACCACACGGAAGACACUGAGUUUGGGUAUCCUAAGGGCUUCUAUCUCGAUCUUCGUGAAAACAAGUUUAGUGUCACAAGUCUUAAAGAUCAGACAAAGGAAAUAGAUAUGAGGAAAGUGGCGGGUCUUCCAGGGGCCGAAGACAUUGCUCCCGUGUCUGCUGCUGUGGUUAGAGCUGCAGCAGUUACCAAGGUAACCCUUGACAUUGAGAAGAAGGAAGGUACCACUGAGUUCGAUUAUUCAAGGAGUGGUAACUAUCCCGUAUUCACUGCUAAAUCUGGUUGUGGAUUCAACAAAAUUAUGAAGGGGGGAGAAUUCGUCUGGGAGUUCCCUGACGAUUUUGGAACCUUAGCCACGAAAAAGGGUAGUGAUAAUGUAGCCGUUCUGCUUUAUAGUGGUAACCUUGUAACACUUAAAAAGUCUAGUGGUAAGUGGAGUGAUAUCAGCUGUCAGAGACACAAUUUCAGCAAGCUAAAGUUUUACGGUGAUAGUGACACUGAACUUAAACCAGCUGAUUACAAGGUUAAUGUCCUCGGGUAUGACAACACCUUCACCUUCACUUACGAGUUCAAUGCCGGGGUCAACUGUAAGAAGGUGAAGUAUGGAGAUAAUGAGCUUUGGAACCAAAACCAACAUCCCGGAUUUCAGACCAAAAUGAUCCAAUUCGAUCCUCUUAAAAAUGAAUUCUACAUCGCCACUAAUAAAAAUACAUACAAUAAAAUAGAGUAUAAAGGAGCGAUUAUCCCGCCUGAUAAAUCCAAGCCUGUUGCUGUAACUCCUACAGCUACGACUCCUGCCACGGAUCCAGCAGUUGCUUCACCAGUUACAGUCACCGCUCCAGCAGUUACAGCCCCUGCCAAACCGGCUGAGGCUACCAAGGUAACUCUGGACAUUGAGAAGAAACAGACCACAGAACAGAUUGACUACAAGGAUGAGAAUGGAGUCAUCACAUACACUCCGAAGAGUGGUUACUUGUUUAAUAAGGUCGCUCAGGGCACCAAGGUAAUUUGGGCUUCAGUUUCUGACGUAUUUGGUAAGCUGGUUAGGACUAAGGAAACCAAGGGUGUUAAUUACCUUGUAGUCCUACUAACCAAUCGUACAUUCAGUUUGUUCCAAGAGGCGCAAAAUGAGUGGAAGGAUAUCACCAAAGAGAGGCACGAUGUUAAGAAGCUAAAAUUCUACGGAGAAGGUGACACAGUGCUGAAGGAGACAGACUACGAUGUAACUAUAGUAGACAUGUCAUUUAGUCACACAUUCAAAAGUGGUGUCAAUUGUAGGAGGGUGUUGCUGGGUCAAGAGGUUGUCUGGAAAUCAGAUCACGAUCCAAAGUUUCCUACGAUAAGUGCGUUUUCACUAGGUCUUGCUUCAAACUGUUUCUUCAUUAAGAACGCCUCUGGUGAUGUCAAGAAGAUAGAACCCAAGGUAGAAGCUGAAUUGGUUACCAAAGUGACUGCGGCUCCGGUUAAAGCAGAACCUGCUGAACCAGUUAAACCCAAAGAAGCUACUCCAGCUACUGCUGGCAAAUCCAUCAGUCUUGAUAUUGAGACCACGAAGGGUACAGAUCAGUUUGACUUCACUGAUGAUAAUAAUGUUAAGACCUUCAGUAGGAAGAACGACUGUGUGUUUGACAAGGUUUCAGAGGGUAAUACUUUGGUUUGGGAAUCCGAGGGUGUGUCUGGUACUAUGGUUAGGACUAAGAAAUUCCCUAACGGUGAUGAGUUCUUGGUCAUACUACUCAAGGACUAUAUGUUCCAGCUGUUCCAAAAACCCGCUGGCGGAGCAUGGAAAGAUGUUACUGGUGAUAGAUUUGAUUUGAAGAAAUUGAAGUUCUUUGGUGAGGGAGAUAAGGAGAUUACCAAGUCUGAUUACAACGUAAAUUUGGCUUUCCUAUCAUAUGAAUUCAUAUUUAAGACUGGUGUCAAAUGCCAGAAGGUGAAGUUGGGAGAUGAUGUGUUAUGGAAACAUGAUGAGGAUCCAAAGUUUAGGGAGAUCAAGGCAUUUACACUUGGUCUUACCACAAAUAAAUUCUUUGUGAAGAACCAAGCUGAUGAAGUCAAGAAGAUAGAACCCAAACAAACAGAAGUAAAGGUUGAAGAAACCAAACCAACAGAAAAGGUUGAAGAAACCAAACCAGUAAUAGAAGCUGAAGUGGUUGCUAAAGUGGCAAUAACACCCGUUGGUACUGUUCCUGCUACUGAAAGACCAUCAUUUGUUGAUCCUACGUUUACUCUAUUGAAACCGUCGAUUGCAGCACCAGACUUUGUUAAGCUGUAUUCAAGUAAAUCAGGGGAACACACGUGUAAAGUGGAGAAGUUAUUUGAUGACUAUGAUUAUGUCUUAGAAGAUCUUCAGUGUGAAGUGAUAGCACACAAUGGAAACUGUGUCUGGAAACAUGAAAGCGGUAAGGAAUAUCCAAAGUUCGUGACAUAUAAGGAGGAUGAGGAUAAAAUCAUUGUAACUUUGGAAAAAGUUUAUUAUACCUGCUUCAUGGAAGAUAAUGAGUGGAAAUCAAAAAUAACUACCAAGGAUAAAAGUGCUCCAAUCGAACCUGGUCCAUCAUAUCCACUUGACAAUGCUCCAGUUCCUAAGUCUGAAGCUGAACCAGUUAAAGCAACUGAGGCUAAGGCCGAGGCUAAGACAGUUGUGGCAGAACCAGCCAAAUCUCCAGCACCUGCCGCUGCAACUGGUACUACAGCUGCUACACCUGCUGCUCAACCAAAGACAACACCUCCAACACCUGCUGCUACAACUGGGACUACUCCUUCAACUACUGUUACUCAACCAAAGACAACUCCUGUUACUCCAACUCCCGCAGCUACAACUGGUGCUACUACAACUCCCGCAGCUACUCCAGCGACAGCACCUGUAACAACUGGUACUACCACUAACCAGGUUACUCUUGACAUUGCCAAGAAUCAGAGUACCAAUGAGAUUGACUAUUCUAAGAGUGAUGAUAAUAAGUAUCAUAAGUACGCUCCUAAGUCAGGUAAAGUGUUCAGUAAAGUUACCCAGGGUAACACUCAAAUUUGGAGCUCAACAGGGAAUGUGAGUGGUAGUUUGGUAAGAGUCAGGACUGAGGGUAACGAGAAACAUGUAGCCAUAAUGCUUAGUAACAAUGGAUUCAAACUGUUCCACAGCUCUGAUAAGGGAAAUACCUGGGCAGACAUAACCAGUAAGAGGCAUGACAUUACUAAAGUUAAAUUCUAUGCCGACGGGAAUAAGGAACUUAAGACACCAGAUUACACAGUUAGCCUAGUCGAUUUCGCUUAUAGGUUCACACUUAAGAGCGGUGUCAAGUGUAAGAAAAUUAAACAUAACAAUAAAGAUGUCUGGAAAUCUAGUGAUGAUAACAACUAUAAGGUUAUCACUAUUCUUGAAUUAGGCCUCGUUUCCAACGAUUUCUUCGUCCACAAAGAUGAAAAUACAAAGAAGAAACUGAAUUUCAAAUAG